This is a messenger RNA of Hypomesus transpacificus, 2669 nucleotides long. It is a transcript of the gene loxl5a, whose product is annotated as lysyl oxidase-like 5a. The transcript is spliced from 7 exons. The coding region runs from base 225 to 1895 and encodes 556 amino acids. The record is from RefSeq and is a predicted model, not a curated record. Gene Ontology annotation, molecular function: protein-lysine 6-oxidase activity; copper ion binding. Gene Ontology annotation, biological process: peptidyl-lysine oxidation. Lineage: Eukaryota; Metazoa; Chordata; Actinopteri; Osmeriformes; Osmeridae.
ACUCCUUGUAUGAAAGCGAAAACCUCACAUUUCCUCCAUCCAGGUAGUUCCCGUUAUACUCGCGCCAUGGUGCAUUUGUGCGCAACCGCGUGACGGAAUCAAGCGUGUCUACAAAACACUACCUGUGUUCCAUCAUAUUUUCGCAGAAGUGUCAAAUACAAAGUGGAAGUGCCGGUGUUUGUGUAGUGCUUCAGGAAGCCUUCUGUGCACCCAGUCAGUUCACCAUGGAGAAGACAGCUCUCUUCCUUUUCUGCCUUUUCCACAUUCUGGUGCGUUUGAGCACUGGACAGCAACAUUUUCGCGCGCGUGUUGGUGGACCGUGGAAACACCGGAUUCAGUGGGAGAACAACGGUCGGGUGUUUAGUUUACUCAGCACGGGGUCAGAGUACCACUCGCCGGUACAAGCGAGGAGACAGCAGCAACUUUACCUGACCACCAAAGGGCACAACCGACACCCUCCAGGCGCACCAAUCAGAUCCCCCAGGACUGGUUAUCCCAAUUUAGAGGAGCGAAACCGAGGGCAUUCGGAACGCAGAGCACGCCAAGAGUUGGACACCUCGGUUCUAGGUUCUGAAGUCCGUCAAUAUAUUGUCGCAACGGGCCGCCACACCACAGGUGCAAGAAGUCAGCCGCGAGUUGAGACCACGGUGGCGGGAUACCCAGGCACCCGUCGUCCCCCUCAAGAAUCCCGUUCCAAUAUCUCCGUUUCCUCGCCAAUACAAGAAUUUUCGGGAAGUGGAAUUCAAAGAGGUGGAAGGAGACUUGCUUUGAGUGGUGUGAACCUGUCGGGUCCAGAACAAAUGAGGUCCACUGCGUCACCAAUAAGAUCAGUUGAUUUUACGGACGACCGGGGCGCCAGUCAGGAGCGACUGACGGGCCCAGAACCAACCACACGAGGACCCACAACAGCGCGUCUCAACAACUUUGAGGAUGACAGCAACGGACGCCGAAUCCUGCAGCAUUCCAGACUGGAUAACACUCACAAUGCCCAAAUAACGCGUUCCCCUCCUACGUCCAGAGCCGUUGGGGCACCUGCGAAUGUAUCACCAACUGCUCUUUCUAUCAAUGCCGUCGAGACGCAUAUUACACGUCCACAGCGCGUGGAACCCAGUACCGUGAAUAACAUGAUAGGCGACGACCCACAGAAUCCCAACAAGAACCACCGGAACUCAGUGUUCUACAACAUGUACCCGUCUUCAGGCGCCAGGACCAGAGGCUCCAUGCGCCAACCGCGGCCAGACAUGGGCUAUGGCACACGAUUCUUCCAUAACGGUCUCCCAGACCUGGUCCCCGACCCCUACUACAUCCAGGCUGCCUCCUACAUCCAGCGUGUGCAGAUGUAUGCUCUCAGGUGUGCCGAGGAGGAAAACUGUCUGUCAAGGUCGGCGUCCCAUCCCAGUGUCAGAGAUCUGGACUACAGGGUUCUGCUGCGGUUCCCCCAGAGGGUGAAGAACCAGGGGACCGCAGACUUCCUUCCGGUCAAGCCCCGCCACGAAUGGGAGUGGCAUAGCUGUCAUCAGCACUACCACAGCAUGGAGGCGUUCAGUAACUACGACCUCCUGGACAUCCCCUCGGGCAGGAAGGUGGCUGAGGGUCACAAGGCCAGUUUCUGCCUGGAGGACACCAGCUGUGACCCCGGAGUGCGCCGACGCUACGCCUGCACUGCCCACACACAGGGGCUAGGCCCCGGAUGCUAUGACACGUACAACGCCAACAUCGACUGCCAGUGGAUCGACAUCACGGAUGUGCCGCCGGGAAACUACAUCCUUAAGGUGACCGUGAACCCGACCAUGCAGGUGCAAGAGUCCGACUUUUCCAACAACGUGGUGAGGUGUGACAUCAGGUACACUGGCACCCAUGUCCAGGCCAGGAAUUGCAUGAUCACCGGAAGUUAACGUGGAUAUUGUCAACUCCCGUGAGGAACUCUGGUCCCUGGAAAGUGGAAGUAUCAGUGUGCGUCUGUCUCAGCUGAGGAAACCGUCUGCCUUCCUCAGCACUCCCAAGUUAGCUGGCACCAUCCAAUGUCUUACACUCUGUCGGCUCGUAUCUACUUAGCUCCAGUAACUAUUGUAUAUACUAUUACCGUGAAUCUCCUGAGCGGCAGUGUGUCGUGUGUGUGUCGUGUGAGAUGAGAGUCCAAUGUCUCGUGUGACCCUGGUGCUGGGCUGUAGCUGUGUGUUCGAGGGUUAUCUAUCCUCAGACAUAACAAACAAGCCAAGGAAAACUCUGGUCAAACCCAAACGAAAGAUUAAUGCUGUGUGUCUCUCAGCCGGUGGGUGUUUGGAGAAGGUCAAUAGGGCUCCUGUCUCCCAUUCGCAUGCUGAAGGAGAAGUGUUACUGUGCUGAGUCAUCCAUUGACUCUAUAAAGUGUCCAGAGGAGUUGGGCCAACAGCUAUGUACUGUAUUUAUAACAUGAAACAUUAUAAUAUAAUAUACGAUAAUAACAAUAAUAUACGCAUCAAUGUAUGUAUGGCAUGAAUGACUUUCUGUAAUCUUUUGGACUUGCACUGCUAAAGCCAAUUGGACAAACACGAUACAACUGUACAAUAGUGUUAUGAUGUAUUGUUUCGUUUUAUUGGUGACAGACUGAAUGGUUUUUCUGUCGUUUGCGAGCUGAUGUACUUUGUUUUGUGUGGGUAUAAUUGGGAAUAAAGACCGCCUCAGACUAA